Messenger RNA from Frieseomelitta varia, 3700 nucleotides. Its product is annotated as NPC intracellular cholesterol transporter 1-like. The record is from RefSeq and is a predicted model, not a curated record. NCBI's taxonomy places the organism in Eukaryota, Metazoa, Arthropoda, Insecta, Hymenoptera, Apidae. The transcript has 12 exons. Gene Ontology annotation, cellular component: membrane. Bases 717 to 3533 code for a protein of 938 amino acids.
ACGUGAAUCGGAUGUAAACGCGAUGCAAAGUGAUCAUCGAACGAUUUCUGUUGAGACAGGAGUAAAUCGUACGGUAGUUUAAACGUUUUGUUUGCGCUAGCUUUCGAAUAACGACGACAUCGUACAUACAAGUCUCUCAAACGACACGAAUCGCGAGAAUUAAGCAUCUCGUAACUUAUCCGAUUCGACAAAAAUUACUCUGUUUGCAGAUCAUAGUGUCGUGCUCGUGCUAUUUCAUUAGCACAUUGGAUGCGAGCCGUGAUUUUUUUAAGUAGCGAAGGAUCAAAAAAUGACGGAAGAAAUAAUACUCGGUUUGAUUAUGAAGAUAGAUUGCUGCAGAUCUUCUCGUCGCGUGGUCGCACAAUUAUGCUAAUCACGUAUAAAUCACGCCGCUUCUCCAUGCAUAAUUCCAAGAUGAAUGGGAAAGAAGCUCUCGAUCGAGCACUUUCAGCCAACGGAGAUAUUCUGCUAAAAAUACAACACCUGCGAGCAUACGAAAGAUCACCACCUGUAGUGAAGAUCUUUCUGAAGGAUCGUCCACGUAGUGAUCCUUGAGUGGAACAAGUGUCGAAGAGCUGUAAAUGAGCAGUCACGAAGACAAUAGGAGGGGUGACCGACGUCCACGCUUCUCCUCAUCCACCCGAUGGCGAUCGUGCAAGCGAAGCUCCGGACCGAACGUUAUAUAAUUGUGGCAGAUUACUUUCAGCGUUGGUCACAUGCAUGCUGCCGCACUCGGCCGUGCUUACAAACGUUCUCCCGCAGUGGACAUUCGGCCAUCGAACGACCAAAGCGUCACAGCCACGAGGAUGGAACAGCAUCGAGGAGAGAAUACCAGGAUCACGUGGAAACGUCUCAAAGAUCUUCUGUUGGAUCUUCAUUUAAAUUCAGAUCGUGUGUUUUACUGGAUCGGCUUAAGUAUUGGGAAGAGGCCUUGGCUGUGGUUGUUAGUGUGCUUCUGCAUAAACUGUAUCUGCGCACCUGGACUGUACUUCUGGAGAGAAGAGUUCGAUGACAUCGAGCUCUUCGUGCCUGAUGACUCCGUGAUACGCAAUGACGCCGCCUGGGUGAAAACACACUUCCGGGACGAUUUCCGAUACGAAAGUAUCAUCGUCACGGCCCCCAACGUUUUGGAGCCGGAAGUGCUGCGCUCGAUUAACAAGAUAGAGCACGCAGUGAAAUCUAUCGUGGUGAAUAAUAACACAUGGGAAGAUGUGUGUGCAGGAUACUUCACGUGGUUCAACAUGGACAAUAAGACGGACAUAUUUGAGGACCUUGAGGUCACUGCAGACAUCUUGAUUGAAUUGAACAAUACGGUGCUAAAAAAUGGAUGUAUAUAUCAAUCUAUUAUACAACUUUGGGAAACCAGUUUAAUGAAAGAUGUUCGUAAUUUGACGAAAAGAGAGGUGCUUGAUGAUGUGACCAAAGCAAUCAGACAUAAAAUCAACGGUACUAUUUUAUUAGAUGUUGCACCUUUGCUUUCGGGGAUUUUCUAUGACAAAAAAGGUCGAGUAAAAGGUGCCAACGCAACUAUUCUUAAUUGGAUGUUGAAGAAAUCGAAUCUAAAUUCAGCUAACUGGGAAUUAGAGUUCAUAAACCGUGUUCUUCAUUCGAACAUUACGUUUCCUCCAGGAAUGGAGAUAUAUGCAAUAGCUUCACGAAGUUACAUAGACUCUCUGCAUCAAAUACUGAAUAGUAAUCUAACAGUAUUAUGCUGUGGAAUCUCUUUGAUAGCAAUUUAUGUAAUGGUGAUGAUCGGUAAAUGCAACGCGUUGGAACAACGAAUUUAUUUGUCGAUAAUGGGGGUGUUUGUAGUUGGUCAAGCGAUUUUGUCCUCUUACGGAGUAUGUUAUUAUUUGGGUUACUCCUACGGGCCUAUACAUUCCAUUCUUCCAUUUCUGUUACUUGGUAUAGGCGUCGAUAAUAUGUUCGUGAUCAUGCAAAGUUUGGAAAGUCUUUCAGAAACUGACGAAUCUACAGAUAUACCAACGCGUAUUGCUAAAGCUGUCCAACAGGCUGGUAUGUCGAUCACAGUGACAUCCUUUACAAACAUAAUUGCAUUUGCCUUUGGUAUUACAACUGUGAUGCCGACUCUCAGAUCUUUCUACGCAUUCGCUACGUUAGGAAUCCUAUUUUUAUACAUAUAUGAAAUUAUAUUCUUCGUGAGCUGUCUUGUAUACGAUGAAAAGAGGCUCGAGACUCGUAAAGACGGUUGCUUUUGUCGGCCUAAACUAAAUUGGAAACCCAACGAUUGCAGUCAAAGGAACACUCAACAAAUUAUUUUUGAAAAUUAUAUUGGUUUGGGAAUCACUAAAAUUACGACGAAAGUAAUUAUCCUGCUAAUCACUGCUGGCUUGUUGUGCGUUAAUACAUGGGCAGUGUUUCAAUUGGAGCAAAAUUUUGAUCCACUUUGGUAUUUAAAUCAAGACUCCUACCCCAUUCAGUUCAACAAUAAAUUGAAACAGUAUUUUCCGAAAUAUGGAAAACGAGCAGCGAUUUACAUGACCGGCGUGGAUUACUACGGAGACCGUACAUCUCUUUUUCAAUUGGUAGAAGUUCUAAGACAUAAUCAGUUCAUUAACAAUAGCACCCUUGAUCCAUGGUUUAUUGCCUAUGAGGAAUGGCUUAAUGUUACUAACAAAGGUGAUAUUGAAAGCAGAGAAGAAUAUUAUAAUAUUUUAACUGAAUAUUUACUUUUAACGAAAGAAGGUCAAGCAUAUAUUAAGGAUAUCAACUUCGAUAAAUUACCGGCUGGAGAAUAUAAUAUAACGACGUCACAAAUUCCUAUACAACACAUUAUGAUCAAUACAACAUCAGAACAAAUACAAGCAAUGCAACUCGUCAGGGAAUCGGUUCAAGCAACGAAUUUCUCUCAUGGACCUGAUUACAUAGCAAUAUUUUCGCCUGAUUACGUUUCAUGGACGGCGAACAAAGUCAUAGGAGAAGAAUUGACCAGGAAUUUGGGUCUAGAAAUAGUAACCAUCGGAAUAGUAAUAUUGAUAUUCCUUAGAAACUUACGAGCAUCAUUUUGGGUCAUUUGUUGCGUAUUCUUUACACUUAUUGAUUUAUUAGGUACUAUGUACUUUCUGAACUUAACCAUUGAAAUGUCUUCGAGUAUCAUGAUUCUAUUAUGUGCGGGACUGGCGGUCGAUUAUGCCGCGCAUAUGGGAUUAGAAUUUGUACGCGCAAAGGGCAGUAGAGCAGAACGUGCGAUAGCUACACUUUCUAUUAUUGGUCCAGCUGUAUUUAAUGGAGGUUUAAGUACGUUCUUAGCAUUCGUUUUGCUAGGUUCUAGCGAAGCUUAUUUAUUCAAUACCUUCUUUAAGUUAUUCACGUGUGUAGUGAUAUUCGGUCUGUUUCAUGGACUGUUAUUCUUACCAGUAAUCUUAAGCAUAGUGGGUCCUAAGGAGAGAGUAAGCAAAGAAAAAAAAGAAACUGUAGUAAGAGAACACAAUGGAUAUUGUAAUGUUCCUCUAUCUCAAAGUGAGAAAGUGAUUUCUACUGUUUCAGAAGCAGGGAUUGGUACUGCUAAAUAAAAUUUGACAAUGUUUUAAAGACUGCUUAGAUAAGUAUUUGGUUACAAGAUUUUAGAAUAUAAAUUACAAUUACAAACAAUGCACAUGUACUGUAAACAAGUUUGUACAUUCUUUGUUAAUUCUUACUUUUAUAAAAAAAAAAAAGAAAAAUGUACCAUUCAAAAUAA